Messenger RNA from Aspergillus calidoustus, 1260 nucleotides. Lineage: Eukaryota; Fungi; Ascomycota; Eurotiomycetes; Eurotiales; Aspergillaceae. The record is from the annotation of a GenBank genome assembly.
AUGAGCGACCUGCAAAAGUCCUUCGCCAAAUCGAAACUCGCCAAACUACCUCCAGAACCCCCGCCUAUUCCCGAAUACCCCGCAGAGGAGGAUGACCGCGAUGACGGCGAUUCGAAUUCGUCAACAGAGACAGUGACUCCGUCGAUUACAAAGCAACUGUUUGCUAGACCUGGGGGAGCUCGAGGACCAACAACGACUCUGGAAUGGACUGGCUUCUUUACCCAAGAACUCUACCUCGCGCGUCAGGUCAACAGCUUCAAAAUCAUCCACCAUGUAUACCUCAGUCCUCCGAUGCGAUCAGGACCCCUUUUCGUUAUGCAUCACGGCGCUGGUUCCUCGGGUCUCUCCUUUGCAACAUGCGCCGCAGAGAUCCGCAAGAUUCUCCCUGAUGCUGGAUUCCUGUCUGCAGAUGCUCGAGAUCAUGGUAGUACAUCCAUAAUAAGGACAGAUGUGGAUGGGAACGCGGUUGAUGGAAAGGUUGAGCUUGAUCUGAGCUUGGAGACCUUGAACCAAGACCUGCUCUUCGUUAUUCGAGAAACGCAGACGAAGAUGGACUGGGAAACGUUGCCGGAUAUUGUUCUGGUCGGGCACAGCUUAGGAGGCGCUGUGAUUACGGAUGUAGCGAAGAAGGGGGAAUUGGGUGCGAAAUUACUGGCAUAUGCCGUUUUGGAUGUUGUAGAGGGAUCCGCCAUGGAUGCCCUACAAAGCAUGGAGACAUAUCUUUCCACUCGCCCGUCUCGAUUCCCUUCCCUGGCCUCUGGAAUAGAAUGGCACACACGCUCGCGCACUAUCCGCAACAGAACCUCAGCCCGUGUCUCUGUCCCAUCCCUCCUCUACCACGAAGACGACGCCGUUGACCCUUCCAAACCCUGGGUCUGGCGAACCAACCUCGCGGAAACAAAGCCCUUCUGGGAAGGCUGGUUCGUUGGCCUAAGUCGAAAAUUCCUAGAAGCGCGCGGGGGAAAACUACUUCUCCUAGCUGGGACGGAUAGGCUGGAUAAGGAGUUAAUGAUUGGGCAGAUGCAAGGAAAAUACCAACUGCAAGUCUUCCCUGACGCAGGUCACUUUAUACAAGAGGACCAACCCGCGCGAACGGCCCAGAUCUUAGUUGAUUUCUAUAAGCGAAAUGACCGCAGCGCGCUGGUUCUGCCACCCAAGGUCGCUGAUAUGCAAGCAUUCGCGGCGAUGAAGAAAGGGCCAGGGGCUGGUGGUCCUAUAGCCAAGCCCGAGGGCGGGAGGACAGGAUAUUUGAAGAGGUGA